Messenger RNA from Oncorhynchus mykiss (rainbow trout), 2542 nucleotides. The record is from RefSeq and is a predicted model, not a curated record. Lineage: Eukaryota; Metazoa; Chordata; Actinopteri; Salmoniformes; Salmonidae.
AGCUGAAUUCGUCCGGCCUACUGACUAUGCCCCGGAGUCCCACGUCCAGUGAGGAUGAGAUGGCCCAGAGUUGUUCUGACUACUCAGAGGACUCCGCCUCUGACAGCUCCCGUGAAGAGACCAUCUACGAGACCAUAAGAGCCACCGCCGAGCCGGCCCCCAGACACAUGGACGACAUACACACUCACUCCCUGGUCGUCCGCAUCGUCAUCCCUGACCUGCAGCAGACAAAAUGUAUGCGCUUCAACCCAAACGCAACCGUGUGGGUUGCCAAGCAGAGGAUCCUGUGCACGCUGAACCAGAGUCUGAAGGAUGUGUUGAACUACGGCCUCUUCCAGCCCGCCAUGAACGGACGAGACGGGAAGUUCCUGGAUGAAGAGCGCCUCCUCCUGGAAUACCCACAGCCAAUCAGCAAAGGAGUUCCAUCUCUGGAGUUCCGCUACAAGAACCGAGUCUACAGGCAGCCCCAUGUGGAAGAGAAGCAGAUUGCCAAACUUCACACCAAGGCCAACUUGAGAAAGUUUAUGGACCUCAUCCAGCACCACCAGGUGGAGAAAGUAUCUAGGCUGCUGGAGAGAGGGCUGGACCCCAACUACCAGGAUACAGAGACCGGUGAGACCCCCCUGACGUUUGCGGCCCACCUGGAUAACGUGGUGGAGAUCAUAAAGAUUCUGAAGAAUGGAGGGGCCCACCUGGACUUCAGGGCCAAAGACGGCAUGACGGCCCUACACAAAGCUGCUAGGUCCAAGAACCAGGUUACUCUGACGACCCUGUUGGAGCUUGGUUUGUCUCCAGACUAUAAGGACAGCCGGGGUCUGACGGCGCUCUACCACACAGCCAUGGUGGGAGGAGACCCGUUGUGCUGUGAGUUGCUGCUACAUGAACACGCCACCGUCUGCUGCCAGGACGAAAACGGCUGGCACGAAGUCCACCAGGCUUGUCGGAAUGGCUUUGUCCAGCAUCUGGAGCAUCUGCUGUUCUACGGGGCGGACAUGAGCGCACAGAACGCCUCAGGGAACACAGCGCUGCACAUCUGUGCUCUCUACAACCAGGAUAACUGUGCCAGGGUGCUGCUGGUCCGUGGAGCCGACAAAGCGGUGAAGAACUACAACAGCCAGAGUCCCUUCCAGGUGGCCAUAAUCGCAGGGAACUUUGAACUGGCUGAACUGGUCAAGAACCACAAAGAGACAGAUAUAGUGCCUUUCCACGAGGUCCCGGAAUACUCCAAGCGGCGUCGGGCACUCCCCCCUACCAGCAGCAGCGGCAGCUCCCUGGCGACCCCCCGGGUCCUGCUGCGCUCCAACAGUGACAACAACCUCACGGUGAGCCAAGGGCCCCCCCAGGACUGGUCCCAGCCCCAGGGACCCCCCCAGCACCACAGACCCCAACACGGAGGGGUCGGACCCCCCACCUCCACCUCCCACCAUAUCCUCUCUCCACAGCUGCUCCAGCAGAUGCAGGGGAACCCCAAUGGCACUGUGAGCACUAUGGGCCAGGGGUCCCGCAGUACCAGCGUGGGGGUGGUCCCCCGGAGUCAGUCCCCGUCCCUCAACCGGCUGGGAGAGGAGGCCCGCAGGCCGCACCCGCAGACACAUGUACAGACACAGCAGACGCAGCACAGACAGCCCAGCCCCAGUGGUAAUGUGGAGGUGGUGGUGCAGCGGAGGAAGCUGUACAGUGCUGUGCCAGGGAGGCACUUUGUGGUGGUCCACGCCUACCGGCCACAGGCCGAGGGAGAGAUCCCCCUCUACAAGAACGACAGGGUCAAAGUUCUGAGCAUCGGAGAGGGGGGCUUCUGGGAAGGCAGUGCCCGGGGCCAGGUGGGCUGGUUUCCUGCGGAGUGCGUGGAGGAGAUUCCUGCCAAGCCCAGCGAGGAGAGGAUGCGUAAGUCAUUAAGCAUGCUGACCCAGAUAUUUGGGAAUAGGAGAGUGGUUGGGGAUCUCUGAGGAGGAGGAGGGAAGAUUUCUGCUCCAUGGAUCCCACUGGUGGCAUCCUAGGGCACUGAGACUCUUCCACCCAGGAGAUGGGCUCAGCACUGGGACUAUUUAGUGUGUACAGAUCCAAAAUAAUUGGAUUGGUGUGAUGUGGAAGAAUAUGGAGGCAAGUCCCCUAAGCCCAAUUAACACAAUAGGUGGAGCCGUCAGCAUUUGACUGCCUACCAAAGGUGUGGAGGGGCUAGGGGAUCUUUCCAGACCUGACAAGAGAGAAAGAGGUAGAGAGAGAGUAGAGACGGAGGAGGGAGGGGGUUCAAUGGAGGGUAAGGCCUGAUCCCCCACAUUCCUUCUCUCCCCUCUCCUCCCCCUCCUCUCCUCUCAAGCCACACUGUCAGAUGUCAGACAUGUGGGGCUUUAACGGUGAUGUGUAUUCAUGGAUGCAAAGGGAAGCCAGGCUUCCCCAAAAUAAAAAUGUGCAUAAUUUAUCUCUCUGUCUUUCAUAAUUUUCCUUCAAUUUGCAAGAGGCUGAAUGUAUCUCACUGGAGAAAGCAUCCGAGCGAGCUAAACAGCAUCCUUCUGUCCGGUCAAAAAGACUAUGACAUUGUGGC